Pocillopora verrucosa is the source of this 2697-nucleotide messenger RNA. RefSeq lists its product as uncharacterized. Gene Ontology annotation, cellular component: nuclear telomere cap complex; chromosome, telomeric region. Gene Ontology annotation, molecular function: G-rich strand telomeric DNA binding; telomerase inhibitor activity. NCBI's taxonomy places the organism in Eukaryota, Metazoa, Cnidaria, Anthozoa, Scleractinia, Pocilloporidae. Gene Ontology annotation, biological process: regulation of telomere maintenance via telomerase; telomere capping. The record is from RefSeq and is a predicted model, not a curated record.
UGAUUUGAUGUGCGAUGUGAACUAACAUGGCCGUCGCAAUCGGAAAUGGAAGAUAUUACAAACUUUUUCGUGGCAAUUCCGCGCCAAAACGCUUGCUCAUUGGAGAACUGAACGAGCCAGGAUUACUGUCAAGUUCAUUUAUCCAAGGAAUUGUAGGACAAGUUUUCCCUAUAAAAAAUUCAGAGAGGUAUGGCAAGCUGUGUAAGAUUGUUUUGCGGGAAGAUUUGGAAAAGCGAACUCUAAGGUCAACUUGUGCCACAAUUAAUGCUUUCCUGUUAGGAGAUCUGGCUGAUGAAGGUGAUAGAAUUAAAGAGGGUGAUCGCGUGGUCUUGUCAGAGGUUGUUGUAGAAUGUUCUCCCACCGAUGAACACCUAUAUCAGCUCAUUGCCUGGCGAGAAAAAUCUCAGGCAUCAAUUUGGGUGAUAAAUAACAAGGGAAAUGUGAGAGUUAACAAUGCAAGUGGUAAUGAAAAAACUCAAGUGAACAAUGCAGAAGAUGGAAAAAAUCUUACAUGUUGUGCUGACACUGAUGAAGAAGAAACUGUUGUGCAGGAAACAUCAGAGCCAGGGUUUUACAUUGUAAAGAAGACAUCUACUGGUGAAGAGGGUAGAAGGAGAAGGAGAAGGAGAAGCAAACCAAAGAUAUUUGAAAAGAGGAAAGGGAAAUUUCAUCUUGGCCCUAAGGGAGUCACACCUUCAAAAUCACAUGUAAUGAGGAAAGUUAGUGAUGCUGUCGUUGUAAUAGACAAAUCUGAAGUGACAAAACGUUUAAGUCAGAAAGAUGAGAUGGGUGGUGUUGAACAUUUAAGCCUCAGCGUACAAAAUGGCAGUCCAAAUCAACCAUCCAAUGUGCAGUGUACUCACACUGAGUUGUCACCAGCAGGAGUAUCAACAAGAAUUUGUGAGGGUGAUAUGAAGGCUGGGCAAAUGAGAGAUCAGUCUCAAACAAGCACAGUGCCAAGUGAUUUGCUGCAACUGAAGGCUCCAGAAGCUAGUGCUCUAUCAAUUGUUGAGAGCGAUGUCACUGCUGAAGGGAACUACCAGAUUAAUGAUAAGGUUAAUGCACAGCAGAAAACAGAUGAGGCACAGCAAAUGUCCAACGAAGAUAUGCUUAUGCCUGACUUUGAACAAGAGGAUCAGGUUUUUUUAUCAGCCCGUAGAAGAUCAUCUUCAACUUAUUCUGUUGCCAACCAAAGAAGUCCUGCAAAAGGGCUGAACAGAAGACCUGGCAUUCCUGGUGAGAUUCCGCACCAUGUUGCUGCAAUCAAUGAAGAUGAGACAUUCUCUACCAGUACAAGGAGUUUGAUUCCUGAAGACUACACCCCAGUGGCAAGUCUGUUGGCUGACCAGGGAUCUAAUGAUCAAGGUGGAGUGAAGAGAUCUUCUCCUAACCCAGUCCUUGAUGUCAAGCGACUGAGAGCUUCUCCUGGACCUUCCAGCCAGUUGUCUUCCCGUGACCAACUUGGCAGUCCACGUGAGGGCGAGCGUGCCAAGGAGAAGUCCUCUAGAGAGGCCGCUGACUACACUGUUCCUCAAGGUUAUACUACCUUGGCUAAUCUAAAGCCUGAAACUGUUGUGAACAUCUAUGGAGUGGUGAAAUCUUUCAAACCGGCCUGGAAGUGCCGAGGCACCGACAUGUGCUCUGUUCUUAUGAUAACGGAUCCUACGGUAGUUGAUUCCACCUUUGGCCUUGAAUGUGUCUUCUUCCAGCAGACCAUCAGUCGCCUGCCUGCCGUUCACAAGGUGGGAGAUAUCGUGCGAUUGCACCGCAUCAAGAUCUCGCAGUACCAGGAAAAGCUUCAAGCGAUGUCAUCCCGUGGAUUUGCGGCGAUUGUCUUUGACCGGGAUAGCGAGGUACCAGUGACAGCAGAAAUGGCGAGGGUCUCAAGCUCUACCUUCUCGCUAUCAAAAGAGGAUAAGGACACCAUCCAGUGCCUAAUAGAAUGGUGUGACUGCAAUCCGGCCAUCUUUCCGCUAACUAACUUCAUUCCUGUUGCGGAAAUUAACCCAGACUGUUACUUCGACUUGGUCGGCCAGGUCCUUGGUGUUGCAUUACAUCGUACCCUGGACUGUGUGGUACUCUUUGUCACUGACGGUACCCAUCCUAAUUGUGACAUCCGAGAGUGCACUGGCGAUGAGUACAACGCGGUAGAGCCUCCUGAUAACCACCGCUCGGCGAAGGACGGCGAUGUCAUCUCUGUGUUCCUUUACGGCGCUUACGCCGAAGUUGCGCGGCUUCUUGCAAGAAAGGGGAACUAUGUCAUCCUUCAUAACUUGCAUUCCCAGAUCCUGAAGCAAGGCGGGUCUGUUUGCAGUGUGGUGGACGUUGUGAGGCCUUAUGUCGAAUUGUGCAUCCAUAGGGGCACCUGUUAUGGGCGUGGUCUUACUCUUCUGUCCGCUGAUUCGCCAGAAGUCAUAGGAAUUAAGAAACGACUAGGUGUCUAAUUUGACACGACUUUUCAACAAUUCAACAGUGUUUCUUUUCUUCCUAUGGCUUUUAUCGCUGACAGUUUUUUUUUGCUGUUUCUCCUUGUGUAAAUACUCCCUUUUUACUCUCUUUGAGUUCAAACGUCGUCUCGUGUACCUAACAAACAAUAAUGGCAACCCGUAAAAUGGUAACUUAAAACUAUUGAUGUAUGUUACACGUAACAUGAAAGAGUAUUUUCUUGUAUUAGGUUUCGUCAAAUUUAACGACAUU